AUGAUUUUACUAUCUGGCGAUUUCCGACAAACACUACUAGUCAUUCCAAGAUCUACUGCUGCCGCCGAAAUAAACGCUUGCCUCAAAGCAUCAAAUCUGUGGCGAUAUGUAAAUAAACUUCAACUGUCUGUUGAAUCUGCUGAUAAUUUCUCGAAGCAAUUGCUGACUAUCGGUAAUGGCCGAGUUCCUGUUGACAAAUCAAGCGGUUUGAUUUCAUUUCCUCCAAAUUUUUGCAAUUUCGUAUCAUCAAAAGACGAGCUUAUCAAAAAAGUAUUCCCGGAUAUCAUCGUUAACCACAAAAAUACUAAAUUUUUAAGUGAGCGAGCAACUUUGGCCGCUGAAAAUAAAGAUGUAGAUAACCUCAAUUUUAUAAUUCAAAAUCAAAUCGCUGGUACUCUGUAUUCAUUCAAAUCUUUCGACCGUCUAACAAACUGA
Messenger RNA from Eupeodes corollae, 435 nucleotides. RefSeq lists its product as uncharacterized. Gene Ontology annotation, molecular function: DNA helicase activity. Gene Ontology annotation, biological process: telomere maintenance; DNA repair. NCBI's taxonomy places the organism in Eukaryota, Metazoa, Arthropoda, Insecta, Diptera, Syrphidae. The record is from RefSeq and is a predicted model, not a curated record. The transcript has a single exon. The coding region runs from base 1 to 435 and encodes 144 amino acids.